Molecule: messenger RNA, 1950 nt
Organism: Xenopus laevis (African clawed frog)
Lineage: Eukaryota; Metazoa; Chordata; Amphibia; Anura; Pipidae
Gene: snx12.S
Product: sorting nexin 12 S homeolog
Exons: 4
Coding region: 107-688 (193 amino acids)
Biological process (GO): regulation of protein transport; endocytic recycling; regulation of protein metabolic process
Cellular component (GO): early endosome membrane; endosome; retromer complex
Molecular function (GO): phosphatidylinositol-3-phosphate binding; phosphatidylinositol binding
Source: RefSeq, a predicted model, not a curated record
GACCGGAGGUUGUCAUGUCGUAUGGAAGUGGUCGAGCUCUUACUACGGCGCAGGCGCAGCGUGUAGGAGCUGUGCGUCCCCCCUGUCAACGCAAGAGCUUCGGCGCAUGCGUGGUAGGUUCUCCGGGCCGGGUGUGUCGGGCCCCGCAGUAUUUGGGUCCUGGUUUCCGGUCGCUAUGUCGGACUCCACGGUAGCGGAUACCCGGCGGCUAAACUCUAAACCCCAGGAUUUGACAGACGCUUACGGCCCUCCCAGCAACUUCCUAGAGAUCGAUAUAUUUAAUCCACAGACUGUGGGAGUUGGGCGGAACAGAUACACAGUGUACGAACUCCGCAUGAGGACAAAUCUGCCUAUCUUUAAACUGAAAGAUUCCUGUGUUAGAAGAAGGUAUAGUGACUUUGAAUGGCUGAAAAAUGAACUGGAAAGAGACAGCAAGUCGGUUAAUGCUUUUCUUUUUCAGAUUGUAGUACCACCACUUCCAGGGAAAGCUCUAAAGAGACAGCUGCCGUUCAGAGGGGAUGAAGGGAUAUUUGAAGAGUCAUUCAUUGAAGAAAGAAAGCAGGGCCUGGAACAGUUUAUUAACAAGAUUGCUGGCCAUCCCCUUGCCCAGAAUGAGCGGUGUCUCCAUAUGUUCUUGCAAGAUGAAAUAAUUGAUAGGAAUUAUGUGCCAGGCAAAGUGCGCCAAUAGGAGACAAAGGCAAAUCCCUUCACACCUUUUUAUUACCCCUCACAUCCUGAUCACCUGCUAAAUUACAUAUAUUUUUACACUACUUCCACUUUAACUCCCUUCUCUGCCAUGUUUCCCUGUUGCCUUUAAAAGGUCACUCUGUUUCUGUUCCUGCUGCUCUCUACUAAAUGAUGCCUGAGGGUGCUGACAGAAACAUUAGACAAGCUUGGCAACCUCUUGUUCCCUGGUUAUCUCUGGAAAAGGAGAUUCAGCACCAGAACCUCCAUUUACGUGUCUUGGCUCUGCAGCAAGAGUGGUGUUGAUAUUAAAAUGUUAACCCCUCUUAAGACCACAGUGACCUUGCUGUGGAAGGCUAUGGAUAUUAUUUAAAGGGGAACGUAGGUCCCUCUCCAUGUUUCUUGACCUUAGCGACAAAUAUGUUGAUUUGUUAUGGUCUGAGGCUAAUUAAUUAUGCACUUUCCACCCCUCAUUAUAUAAUUACAUGUGUUUAUAUAACAUUCAAAAAAAAUGUUCAUUUAUGGUGUACAAGCAGUUCUAAAAAGAGGCAAGUUUUAAAUCAUGUCUGCUUUAAUAUGCAAGUGACCAAACCAUUAUUGGUCAGAAUAUGAUUUAGCAACUCAGACCUAUGCUUGCUGCAGAAAUUCUGAGAUUAAAGAAGCAUUGAAGCUUUGAAUACCUUGUUGCUAAGAAGAGCAGGCACAACAGAGAUGACAUAAGGAUUCCAGAGCCAGGUGGUGAAUUCUGUGUAGCUCUCUCAUCCCAUACUUUCAAAGAAAAUAUCUUUUUAAUUAUGGAGCUAAAAGGAAUAAAUUUUUUUCCAGGCAAAAAUUCUACAUCCACUUCAGAGAUUUGCUUAAAUUGCCUGUGAUCAAUGUGGGGAAGACAUUUCCAUGGCUAGAUUUAUGGAGUUGGUCCCUAGGAUUUGCAGGGAGGGUAACAUCUAAUGAAGAUUCACUACUCUUCUUGUUCAGCUGCAUAUGUGGGGUGGAGGUUGUCUUCAGGGUCAUGACUGGAUGGAGAGUGGGGAGCAUUGUCCACAGCAGGAAAUUAUCAGCUGCAGAUUCAAAGGACAGUCACAGUCAUCACUGGUCAGCUCUUGAUAGGGCAUCUCAUAUCUGUCACUAGAGGAGUUUGUGUGAACACCGGUGUAAGCCAAUCAGUUGCAUCAGUGUCAAGCCUGGGGUUCUGGGCAUCUUUGCUGCCUGCAUCCUUGUGUUGGAGAACAUUUCUGUGUAUAUAAAUAUCUAUAUCUCAAAAACAAA